Molecule: messenger RNA, 696 nt
Organism: Leptinotarsa decemlineata (Colorado potato beetle)
Lineage: Eukaryota; Metazoa; Arthropoda; Insecta; Coleoptera; Chrysomelidae
Product: nephrin
Molecular function (GO): protein binding
Source: RefSeq, a predicted model, not a curated record
AUGAAGAAGGCAAUGGUGCACCGCGUAUGGUGGCUUCGAGAUGGAGAGCGGUUGCUCAGCAACGGGACUGCCGGCAUCAUCGUCAGCAAUCAGACGCUCGUUCUGCAGGGUGUUAGCCGGGCCAGUUCCGGACGAUACUGCUGCGAGGCGACCAACAAAGAGGGCACGUCGAAGAGUCCCCCCUUCCACCUCCGCGUCAAAUUCGAGCCGGUGUGCGGGGACGUCCUUCCGAGAAGGGUCGUGGGGGCGGCAAAAGACGAACCCCUCAAGGUUGAGUGCAAGGUUGACGCUGAACCGAUGGCCACGGCCUUCCGUUGGAGUUUCAAUAGCACUCCGGGGAUUUCCAAAGAGUUGUCGGAGUUUACAUCGGAUGCAGGGGGAAGCAGUGUGCUGACAUAUGUUCCGAGAGUGGCGGCCGACUAUGGCACUCUGCAGUGUUGGGGACGAAACGCCAUCGGAUUUCAAAUGAUACCAUGUACCUAUCACAUUGUACCUGCUGGGAAACCAGAUCCGCCACACGGAUGCGCUGUUGGGAACAUCAGCCAUCACUCAGUGUUGGUAUCCUGUAAAAAAGGUUUUGACGGAGGUCUCAGGCAGAAGUUUGUUUUACUUCUGAGUUCUGGAACGACUUUAAUAGCCAACGUUUCGACUUCAUCAUCUCCAGAUUUCAACAUAUCAANUAUACAUAUAUAUUGA